Molecule: messenger RNA, 495 nt
Organism: Rasamsonia emersonii CBS 393.64
Lineage: Eukaryota; Fungi; Ascomycota; Eurotiomycetes; Eurotiales; Trichocomaceae
Exons: 1
Source: RefSeq, a predicted model, not a curated record
AUCUAUAGCAUAUCAACAUCCUCAUCUAUUACACAGACACCUACAAACAACCUCAGCUCUAGCAAGACAUUCCUGACUUUUACGUCAACCAACAAACAAACCAACAAAUCAGCCAACAUGAAGACCUUCUUCCUGACCUCUUCUCUCCUUCUUAUUGCCUCCCAUCUGGUGGCAUCUUCCCCCGUUGCUAACAGCAACCCCCCGCCGGCUCCCAUCUGCGGCACCUGCAACCCUCUCUCGGGCCAGAACAGCUGCGACCCGACGACGUCGUGUAUCAACACAGGCAAAAACUUCCACUGUGCCUGCCGCGCGGGCUACAAGGCCUCCGAGGACAACGACAACGUCAGCCAGCAGUUCCGUCUGCAGGUGCCCAACUACGAGUUCCUCGUCUUCACGCCUGAAAACACUGUCUGCGACACGCUCUGUGACCAUCCGUACGAUGGCACUGCUACGCUGUGCACCGAGGUCCCGAUCUAUUCCGAUUGCGUGGCCUGA